Molecule: messenger RNA, 1604 nt
Organism: Vitis riparia (riverbank grape)
Lineage: Eukaryota; Viridiplantae; Streptophyta; Magnoliopsida; Vitales; Vitaceae
Product: U-box domain-containing protein 4
Exons: 2
Coding region: 166-1302 (378 amino acids)
Cellular component (GO): nucleus; cytoplasm
Molecular function (GO): protein binding
Source: RefSeq, a predicted model, not a curated record
CACCUUACGUUUCUCUCUCUUUCUCUCCUUCUCUCCUUCUCUCUACCAUUUCCAAAUUAUUCCUUUAUAAUCCAACCCUGAUUUUUGUUUCCAGGCCUUCUCUCUCCUCCCUCCUCCUCCUCUUUCUCUCUCUAGACCACCAACUCUUCUUCGUCGCCACCGCUGAUGGAGUCGGAGCUUCACUUUCCAACCACGCCGUCCGACCCCGACACUCCCCGAACUGCAACCACCGCAGUCAAUCGUACCCUCCACCUCCUCCAAUCUGACGACCCUGAUUCCCAAAUUCAAGCUGCCAAAGAAAUCCGCCGCCUCACUAAAACAUCCCAGAAGUGUCGGCGGCAGCUCUCCCCCGCCGUCAGGCCGCUUGUCUCCAUGCUCCGACUCGAUUCCCUCGACUCUAACGAGGCCGCUCUUCUCGCCCUCCUCAACCUUGCCGUCAAAGAUGAAAAAAAUAAGGUCAACAUUGUUGCCUCUGGAGCCCUAGAACCCAUUAUCAGUUUUCUUCAGUCGCAGAAUUCAAAUAUGCAGGAGUAUGCCACUGCAUCUUUGCUCACACUGUCUGCUUCUACCAUUAACAAGCCAACCAUAAGUGCUGCAGGUGCAAUUCCUCUCCUUGUUGAAAUCCUUAGACAUGGAAGCCCACAAGCCAGGGUCGAUGCAGUGCUAGCUCUUUACAAUCUCUCAACAUAUUCUGAUAAUAUCAGCAUCAUUCUUGAAGCAAAACCCAUCCCUUCAAUAGUUGACCUGCUUAAAACCUGUAAAAAAUCUUCAAAAACAACUGAAAAAUGUAGUGCUCUUAUAGAAUCUUUGGUGGCUUUUGAUGAGGGGAGAACUGCCUUGACAUCUGAAGAAGGGGGAGUGCUUGCAGUGGUGGAAGUUCUUGAGAAUGGAUCUCUCCAAAGCCGGGAGCAUGCAGUGGGGGCACUAUUAACAAUGUGCCAGAGUGACCGAUGUAAAUAUAGGGAACCAAUUCUUAGAGAAGGCGUAAUCCCUGGUCUCCUCGAGCUCACUGUUCAAGGAACACCCAAGUCCCAGUCAAAGGCACAAACCCUCUUGCGGUUACUGAGGGACUCUCCUCAUCCAAGAUCCGAGCUGCAACCUGACACUCUAGAGAACAUCGUGUGCAACCUCAUCUCUCAGAUUGACAGCGAGGAUCAAUCUCGCAAGGCUAAGAAGAUGCUAGCAGAGAUGGUGCAAGUUAGCAUGGAACAAAGCUUGAGACAUUUACAGCAAAGAGCUGUAGUGUGCACACCGACUGAUCUUCCUAUUAACAAUUGUAGUUCAGAAGUUUCUUCAAAAUGAUGGUUUUGGGUUGUCAGCUGUCUUUCUGCAUUCGGGGUUUGUGAGAUCAAAUUUUCCAUGUUAGAGAAAAACAAUAAGAUAUAGAAGAAUGCCAGUCCAGGCCAUUGUGAUGGUACCGGGUGACUGGUAAGUGUCAAUAAACUGGAAGCUGUAUGAGGUUGAGAGUGUAGUUAUAUAGUUGGUUUAUAAAGAAACUGUUGUAUUAUCUGAAAUCAGAAAAAAGUUACUGUGCAGCCCAAAGCAGGAGCUUACUGUUAAUUGCCAUUGCUUUGAUAGUCUGAAUUAUUCUCUCUUUGGUGUCU